UUCAACAUAAGCAUCAUCAUAAGCUAACAACUUUCAAAUUUUGAACUUCGAGAAAAAAAAAUCCCUAUGUUUGAAGAAAUGCCCGUUUCAGAAAGCGAGUCCAAAUCUCUGGCUAACUGCAACCUGCAUGACAAGUAGGGGUAAUCCCCUCUGGAAGAAUGGAACGGACGAACUGCCACACUGGACACAGCGCUCUCGGAUCUGCCUCGCCGGCUCGCCCCAUGCUCUCCCGUCUCGCUCGCGUGACACCACCCUCCAUUGGCCGACAGGGACGACACGCCGUCGUGGCUGCUCACGUGUUCUCACCCUGCGCUCUCGCCGGCCGAGGCAAGCGCCGAGUGUGCCGCCUUCCGCUCCGAGCAAACGCCAACGUCAGGCGCCAACGCCAUUUAUUAAUCGACACCCCCCACCGCAACCCCAAAGCCCACGCUUCCGAAUUCACCAACUCCUCCUCCUCGCCUCGUCGAGAUCGCUCUCACGCCUUCCAUAGUUCCGCUCCAGCAACUCCACCACUCAGCCCGCCCGCCGGAGCAAUGGGGAGCACGGGGCGCGACCCGGAGGUGACCCGCGCCGACUUCCCCGACGGCUUCGUCUUCGGCGUCGCCACCUCCGCGUACCAGAUUGAGGGAGCGAGAAGGGAGGGAGGCAAAGGAGACAGCAUAUGGGAUGUAUUUACAGAUGACAAAGAACGUGUCUUAGACAAAAGCAAUGCAGAAAUUGCAGUUGACCACUACCAUCGAUACAAGGAAGACAUUGAGCUCAUGGCAAGUCUAGGUUUUAGCGCGUACAGAUUUUCUAUAUCUUGGGCACGUAUAUUUCCUGAUGGCUUGGGGGAAAAGGUCAAUGAGCAAGGAGUCGCCUUCUACAAUGACCUCAUCAACUUUAUGAUUUCGAAAGGUAUUGAGCCUUACGCAACUCUGUAUCAUUGGGAUCUUCCAAACAAUCUUCAAAAAACUCUGGGGGGCUGGAUUUCUGACAAGAUUGUGGAGUACUUUGCAUUGUAUGCAGAAGCUUGCUUUGCAAAUUUUGGAGACAGAGUAAAGCGUUGGAUAACAAUCAAUGAGCCUCUCCAAACUGCAAUCAAUGGUUAUGGUAUUGGAAUAUUUGCACCUGGUGGAUGCCAAGGUGAAACUGCAAGAUGUUACUUGGCUGCCCAUCACCAAAUCUUGGCUCAUGCUGCUGCUGUUGAUGUUUAUAGAAGAAAAUUCAAGGCUGCACAAGGUGGUGAAGUAGGCUUCGUUGUGGACUGUGAAUGGGCAGAGCCUUUUUCUGAAAAAGCGGAAGACCAAAUUGCUGCACAACGGAGGAUUGACUUUCAACUUGGAUGGUACCUAGAUCCGAUAUAUUUUGGUGAUUACCCAGAAAGCAUGCGUCAACGACUGGGCAGUGAUCUUCCAACCUUCUCAGAGAAAGAUAAAGAAUUCAUCAGGAACAAAAUUGAUUUUAUUGGACUGAAUCAUUAUACUUCGAGACUCAUUGCUCAUCACCAAAAUCCAGAUGAUGUUUAUUUCUACCAAGUGCAACAAAUGGAGAGAAUAGAAAAAUGGAAUAGUGGUGAAAAAAUUGGUGAAAGGGCUGCAUCUGAAUGGCUUUUCAUAGUUCCUUGGGGCCUUCGUAAAGUACUUAAUUAUAUAGUGAAGAAAUACAAUAAUCCAGUAAUUUAUAUUACUGAGAAUGGCAUGGAUGAUGAAGAUGAUCAAUCCGCAACACUUGACCAGGUCCUAAAUGACACGACAAGAGUCGGUUACUUCAAAGGAUACCUCAAUUCAGUUGCACAAGCCAUCAAGGACGGAGCUGAUAUCCGUGGGUACUUUGCGUGGUCAUUCCUGGACAACUUUGAGUGGGCUAUGGGCUACACCAAGAGGUUUGGUAUAGUUUACGUCGAUUACAAGAAUGGGCUGUCCAGGCAUCCUAAAGCAUCGGCCCUGUGGUUCUCGCGCUUCCUGAAGGGCGAGGCUGCCGAAAACAAACCUGAUACAAACUGAGCGAACAGCCCGCAGCAAGUACAGAACAUUACAUAUACACACACUACACGUCUCUUCUGUUGUUGUAUCUUACAGUGAGCACCGGUGUAUGUAUGUAUGUACGUAAUAGUCUCAGAUGUGCUUCCUGCCUAUACCUAGUCUGUCAUUGAUCCAACACUAGCUGAAAUGUAUUCUCCGAGAAUCAGAGCCUCAGCACCAAUAAGCUUUGAAUUCAUGCCAGGCAGCAGUCUGGUUACAGAUAGCUCACACUUGUCUUCUGAACACCCAUGCAUUCGGCAUUAUUACACUGUACUGUCACUGUUGUACUAUUCACCUGUAAGUAAGGCUGUAUUGGCAUUACCGAUUCAGAUA
This is a messenger RNA of Sorghum bicolor (sorghum), 2336 nucleotides long. RefSeq names its product beta-glucosidase 4. The record is from RefSeq and is a predicted model, not a curated record. Bases 159 to 1985 code for a protein of 608 amino acids. The transcript has 13 exons. Gene Ontology annotation, biological process: cellulose catabolic process. Gene Ontology annotation, molecular function: beta-glucosidase activity. Lineage: Eukaryota; Viridiplantae; Streptophyta; Magnoliopsida; Poales; Poaceae.